Chenopodium quinoa (quinoa) is the source of this 2390-nucleotide messenger RNA. RefSeq lists its product as uncharacterized. Lineage: Eukaryota; Viridiplantae; Streptophyta; Magnoliopsida; Caryophyllales; Amaranthaceae. Bases 414 to 1562 code for a protein of 382 amino acids. The transcript has 13 exons. The record is from RefSeq and is a predicted model, not a curated record.
UUUCACAAAAACAGUUAGCUGAGAACUCAAAACCCUAGGAGUGAGAAGGCGAGGGCGAUACUUGAAUCUUCUUCGUGGUGGAUGAUUUCUGCUUCCUUCCACUGAUUUUGAGCUCGCAAUGUUGUGAACAUUUUGUUGUUAGGUGACUAUAUUGAAACCCGUGCUUGAUUUGUGCUAAAGACGUUCGCUGUGCUUCAGCUGAGCUAGUAGUUCGUCGCUUUUGAGGGGUCUUAAUAUUGGCCGAAUUGGGGAAGAGUUCUCUCCCAUUGGUGUAAGGGAAUACAACUCUGUUUAAUAAUAUACGACCAAAUGGAGGCAAUCAAUUUGACUAACUGUCUCUACAUGGAUUGAGAAGCUGAACUACAGUUUGUUGUACAAACCGUGGUCAAUUGUUAAUACAUGUGUUCCCACCAAUGGCUAAAAAUCGAGAAAAUCCUUUGGGGAAAGCUAUUCGAAGUGAACACUUUUUGGAUGACUCUAGUAGCGUUGGUGGUCAAGUGAAGGGAAUGGGGGAGGUUAUCAAGAAACAAGGUGAAGUGUUUGGCAGGCCACCUAAUAUGAAUUUCCGUAUUGAGACUUUCUCAAGAAUAUGCCUCACCUUUGAUGAUAGAAGAACUCGUUGGGAUAAUGAAAUGGGGUUAGGUGGAUUAUUGACUGUUCCAACUGACAUACACCUACCUCGUCAGUUGGGGUAUUGGUUGAUGACUCGUAUUGAUCCUCUGAACAAAGUUUUUAUUGCUCCGGAUGGUAAACAAUUCAGGUUAUCCGCUAAUCAAGUGCAUUGGGUAUUAGGCAUUCCCAACGGGGGCUUAACUGUUCCCACUGGUAAAUCAAAGUUCUCAUUGAUGCAUGAAAAGGUCAUUAGAAUCCAAGAAAAGUAUGGUGUACCAACUAGGACAAGGUCAAAGAAGGAUUCAGGUGUAGUCUAUACCUCUAUAGGCAUACCUGUGAAUGGUAAAAUGAUGGAAAGGGUGGAGGGGAAAUGGGAGGCACACGAGGAGGAGGAAUUUAAGACACUUUUCUUGUUUUUGUCACUAGAAAUGGUUUUAUGUCCUACACAGUCUCCUAGGCUGGCUUGUGAUUUAUUACAUGCCCUGACUUGUGCCAUGAAUGAUGGCUCGUACAACUGGUGUGAAUUAGUAUUAAAAAAGUUGAUGGAGAGUGUUGGGAGUUUUGCUCGACGAUUUUAUUCUACUGGGGUUGCAGGUGGAUGUGGUGGGUGUACCAUAUUCGCAGUGGUUUUUUAUCUUGAUAGGUUAAAUUGGUUUCCUGUGCAAUGGGGUGAAUUUCCCCGAAUAAAGGUUUGGGACAUGAAUAAGCUUAGUAUUGCCUUUAAACAAGAUCGAAUUGCGAGCGGAGGUGAUUAUGGAAAGUUGGGGAGUUUAGAUGUAGCAUAUGGUGAGAUUCAUCCAAAGGAAGCUCGGGAUAGUGAUGGACCUUCCUCCAUGACAAAGGGUGUGGCCCAUCAGUUUGUUGGUCAACCUCUCGAGAAUGGGCAUAAUCCUAAUAAGCGUCGUGGUGCACCAAAGUGCUCUUUUCCACAUCAAGUAAAAAUGCCUUAGCGGACUAGUAUGAGGAGCUUUAAGGCAAGUUCACUUUCAGAUGUUGUUCCAUUUAAUUCAACCAACCCUACUUACGUUCCAAACACAGAAGUUCCUCAGUUUUGUCAAUUACUAAGUGGUCUGUCCAGUUAUUUCUCCGGGGGCACAACGACGUGGAAUUUAACUUCGGAGUUGGUGUCUUUGUUAAGACGGGUUGUUGCUUGGUUUCAGUUUCAUAGUGCAUUUGGCAUGGAAUUACAUGAAUCAUGGCAGAAUCACGAUGAAAUGGAUGCAAUUGCCCAGACGGAGGUGAUAUUCUUUGCUGGUGGUGUGGAGGGUUUUAGUUUGCUUUUGCGUGCCCUAAAUACUUUUCUGGAUUCCCCACAUAGUCAGUUCAUGGGAAUAGUGUCACAGAUGCAUGUCCAAGAUGUCGUUGAUAUGCCUCGUAGAAAUUGUACUUGGCUUGUAGCAAAAUUUGGAGAGCCAACACAGUUGUGUUUGUUGCGUGUCGGCUAUCACUCACCCUCCAUUCGACUAAUAAAAAUAGCUGGCGGUGGUUAUUCGAAGCAGUUGUAUGCCGCAUUACAUGAGGACUGGUUCAAACACCUACCUUACAACUGUGUAACCCACAACGUUGUGGCAAUUUCUAAGAAGUUAUAUAAAUUUUUCUCAGCCAGUAGAAACAUCAGGUGUGUAUGAUUUAGGCAAUAAUUUCAUAGUUCCAUAUAAGGCUGUAUUUGUUUGAAUGUGAAUAUUAUUCUAUGUCAUAAUAUGCGUAUUGUAAUUUUUUUAUGUGAAAAAUAUGGAUUGUGAAAAUUAUAAAUUGUUAAAAUUAUUCUAUCUACUUAG